AUGGAAAAUCAGUAUCGAUUUAAAGUUGUGUUUUAUGGAAACCAUCGUGUUGGAAAAACUUCUAUAGUUAAUAAACAUCUUACAGGAGAAUUCCAUGCUCAUGUAAAAGAACCAACUGCAUUAUUUGUUUGA
Entamoeba nuttalli P19 is the source of this 132-nucleotide messenger RNA. RefSeq lists its product as hypothetical. The transcript has a single exon. The record is from RefSeq and is a predicted model, not a curated record. The coding region runs from base 1 to 132 and encodes 43 amino acids. Lineage: Eukaryota; Evosea; Mastigamoebida; Endamoebidae.